Messenger RNA from Ilex paraguariensis (yerba mate), 3430 nucleotides. Lineage: Eukaryota; Viridiplantae; Streptophyta; Magnoliopsida; Aquifoliales; Aquifoliaceae. The record is from the annotation of a GenBank genome assembly.
CCUGUUGCUACAUAGUAUCAAAACUCACCACGCUUCCUCACUUCUGCAUCUCUCUCCCCCUCUCUCUGGGGGUGUGUGUGCGUGAACAAUCACUUCUCUGCCUCUGCAGAUUCACAAUCGAACAAGCUCAAUGGAAACGCAUGUAUACACCGUCUGUAACAACCCUCCAUACAAUUGCCCAUCCAAUCGGGUCUUCCGCUCAACAUUUCUGGAUUCUAGACCUCUGAAUUUUAUCGGAAGUUCCAAAUUGGUUCAAUCUUCAAUUUGUGGACCAUUUGGUGCUUCAGUGAGUCCAUUACAACUAAGGGUUGGAGCGAGUCGACGCAUCUUCGCUGUGGAAUCGGUGUCGAAAUUUGAAUUUCUAGAUUCAUCCACUGUUGAUAAGCCAGAAACGGAGAUUAUGAAGGCUGUGAGUCCUGUUUAUGUGCCCACGCCUACAUGUCGCGAUACUAGAACUCCUCACAGCGGGUACCAUUUUGAUGGAAGUACUAGGAAAUUUUUUGAAGGUUGGUACUUCAAGGUCUCAAUACCAGAGUUGAGGCAGAGCUUCUGCUUUAUGUAUUCUGUGGAGAAUCCUGCAUUCCGAAGGAAUUUGAGCAGACUGGAGGAGGCACAACAUGGGCCUCGAUUUACAGGAGUUGGUGCUCAAAUUCUUGGUGCCUAUGACAAGUAUAUUUGCCAAUAUACUGAAGAAUCUCAGAAUUUUUGGGGAAGUAGGCACGAGCUGGUGCUUGGGAAUACUUUUACAGCCCCAAAAGACACACGGCCUCCAAAUAAGGAGGUUCCACCUCAGGAGUUCAAUCGAAGGGUUUUGGAAGGUUUUCAAGUCACCCCACUUUGGCAUCAAGGUUUCAUUUGUGAUGAUGGAAGGACAAAUUAUGCUGAAACUGUAAAGACUGCGCGUUGGGAGUACAGUACUCGGCCCAUUUAUGGAUGGGGUGAUGUUGGGGCUAAGCAGAAAUCGACCGCAGGCUGGCUUGCAGCUUUUCCAGUAUUCGAACCUCAUUGGCAAAUAUGCAUGGCUGGGGGACUGUCGACAGGAUGGAUAGAGUGGGAUGGUGAAAGGUUUGAGUUCCAAAAUGCCCCAUCUUACUCGGAAAAGAAUUGGGGUGGCGCCUUCCCAAGAAAGUGGUUUUGGGUCCAAUGCAAUGUCUUUGAAGGUGCAAGUGGAGAAGUGGCUUUAACUGCAGCUGGUGGAUUGAGGCAACUACCUGGACUGAGUGAGACCUUUGAAAAUGCUGCAUUGGUAUUUUCCUUUUCGGAUCCCUUCAAUUUUGCUCUGUUUUUCCAUUUCCUUACAUCCACUAAUUGUCUAAUAUAGAUAUUAAAUAGAUAUAACAAGUAUGGAUAUACAAGUAGACAGACAGAAGGGAGGAAAAAGGUGAAUGGAUUUAGUUAGAAAAACCUGUUUCUCCUUCUGGAAAUUCAUUCUUUUAUUGUUUCUUAGCAUGAGAUCAACUUUCAUCUGUGUAUUCCAUGUAUUGUUGUGACUCAAAGUUCCAGGCCUUUUGGUUAAUGAUAUAAUUUGUUUGAAAUAUCUUCAGUCUCUUUUCUAAGAGAUGAUCUGAAAAAAGAUUUGUUCUAUGCACACUGCACUCGUUGAUUUGCUAUGAGCAUGUGCACGGAAAAAAACUGGCAAUCACUGUGGGGCUAACACUUGGAUCUCCUUGAAUGGCCUGCAAGACAGAAAUAAGGUUUAGAGGGAUGCUGGAGGUAUCAGUGGCAGGAUCCCUCCAAUGCUUAAAUCAGUAAUGGAUACUCGGACCGAGAGAGAGAGUUGGGGGUGCUGGUGUGGUAAACAGUUGCGUGCCUUGUGGUUACUGUGUAUGCACAUUAUAUGGCAUGUUGUUUCCUGACCUUUGGGAACAAGUUAUUCCCUGAUUGGCUUAUUGCUGCUUCCGUUGUGCGAGCAAGCUUACAAUUGGCUCCUUGAUGAUUGCCCUUGUUAGCUCCUUGCAACUUCCUUUGCGACAGAGAGCUUAUGAUUGGCUCCCCAAUGACUGCCCAUGUUUGGCUUUCUAAUGAUCUCUGCAGGUGAGAGGCCCAUUUAGGUGUAAUGACUUUGAGGACGUCGGUCUGUGUUCUUUGGUCGGAUAAUCAUCUAACUGGCGAUCCUGCUUUUCCAUUGAUUCCUGUUUUGGAUUUAUUGGCUGCAUUUGUGGUGCUCAUCUUUUAGCUGACAUCAAGGGAAUCAAUUCUGUUGCUGACUCCGACGUGGUUAGUGGUGAUUGUGUCACAUGUCCGUGUGUUAGGGCUGUUCAUGUGGCCUCCCUCAGCUUCGUCAUGGAUCUCGAGACGAACAGGUGUCCUUAAUCAAUGUAUCCUAUCAAUUUACUCGAGGAUAAGUCUUUAUUGUUGCAGUGCCUAUCAGUCGACUAAAGUGUUGAUCCCUGUUAUCAGCUAGUUGGUGGGUGUGGGCUAGUUGGCGCCAUGCUAGGUUGCACUGUCUGAUUGGUUCAGUGAAUUAUCUCCUUUAAAGUUUGAAGGUAGAUGAAGUUAAGAAUGUGGAGAUGGCAGCCAUUUAACUGCCCGCUUACUGAAAAAUGGCUUAUUUCCCAUCUAAAGCAACAUACUAUUUUAUUUUUUCUCGACUUCCUGGUAUAAAAGUAAGAGAUCUUGUUGUCAGGUCCUCCAUAGAAGUACUUAUGAUUCAUGCUAUGACAUCGUGCAUGUAGGUUGGAAUUCACCAUGGGGGAGUUUUUUAUGAAUUUGCGCCGUGGAAUGGAGUUGUUAAUUGGGAAAUUUCCCAGUGGGGUUACUGGUACAUAUCUGCAGAGAAUGAAAACCAUAAGGUAGAAUUGGAAGCAACAACUAAGGAUCCAGGUACAACAUUGCGUGCUCCCACCUCAGAAGCUGGGCUGGCUCCAGCUUGUAGGGAUACUUGUUUCGGUGAUUUAAGAUUGCAAUUAUGGGAGCAGAAAUCUGAUGGCAGUAAGGGGAAGAUCAUUCUGGAUGUUACAAGCAACAUGGCAGCUUUAGAAGUUGGUGGUGGACCGUGGUUCACGACCUGGAAAGGCAGGACGUCUACACCAGAACUUCUUAGCCGUGCUAUUAAUGCUCCAGUCGACGUGGAGGGAAUUUUUGGUUUGGUUCCAUUGCUCAGGCCUCCUGGUUUAUAGUCGGUUAGUACAUGCUUCCAUUUCUAUAAGAGGGCUCAUAUUGCAUUCUUGGUCUGUAGCACAGGGAGCACUGCAUGAUUGCCUCAAUUAGAGCAAAGUGAUUGUUGUUGCUCUAACUUUGAAAACGAUAUAUAAUUCAACUGCAUUGCAAAUCCUUUGUAGAUAUCAAUACCCGCCUGGAGGAACUUGCAAGAUGAAAAACGGGCCUUGUGGCCCUUUUGAGUUCGAAUUAUAAUCGAUUUUUGUCAAUUAGAACGCUGGGUCAGUUUCUUUAGAAAUUUGUUAAAAUUAUCAUUUUGAAAACAAAGUUC